UUAAAUUGAUUCAAUUUUUCAGUCAUCUAUCAGAGUUGUUCCAAUAAUUGGGUUUAGGGUUAGCCACAAAUAUGAGCGCAAAUAAUCCUAGAAGAAGGAAUUCGCGUGUUCGAAACAUUCAAGAUUCUGUAGCUGGUGUAACAUCCAGUGCAGAAGACUUGUCCACGUCUAAGGCGUUAGUUCUAGUUGCCAUUAUAUUUAUAUCCUCACUGUUGGCUUUGGGUCUCCUAUACAAACAAUUCCCUGACUUAGAAGAAGAUGAACAAAAGCACUUGCAUUUGCCAUGGGACCUUGAGGAUGCCAAACAACUAGGUUUAGUUCUAGACCGAUAUAAGGAGAAAUAUUUUUAUGAAGUAUUAUUUGGAGUCUUCUUAGUUUACAUAUUUUUGCAAACAUUUGCAAUACCUGGAUCAAUUUUUUUAAGUAUUCUUUCAGGGUUUUUGUUCCCAUUAUUAGCAUUACUUCUGGUAUGCUGUUGUUCAGCCAUUGGUGCAAGUUUAUGUUUCUUCCUAUCCAACCUUCUUGGUAAGAAGUUGGUGAAGAGAUUCUUUCCGGAGAAAGCAGCACAAUGGGCAAGAGCAGUGACGAAGCACAGUAAUAACUUGCUCAACUACAUAAUAUUUUUGAGGGUGACACCGUUUUUACCAAACUGGUUUAUAAAUAUGUCAGCACCUGUGAUUGGUGUGCCAUUAAUGCCAUUUGCACUUGGAACAUUUAUUGGCGUGGCGCCGCCAUCGUUUGUGGCAAUCCAAGCUGGACAGACCCUGCACACACUGACGUCCACCAGCGACGCGUGGUCGUGGACGUCUGUCACAGUCCUCAGCGUAUUCGCACUAGUCUCCUUAAUACCAGUAUUCCUUAAAGACAAGUUGAAAGCAAAGUUUGAAUGAAAGUAUAGUAGUUGAUUUUUAGUUAAUUUUAUUUAUUUUGUUAAUAAAUUGGUGUUUUGUACAUUCCA
Messenger RNA from Trichoplusia ni (cabbage looper), 958 nucleotides. Its product is annotated as transmembrane protein 41 homolog. NCBI's taxonomy places the organism in Eukaryota, Metazoa, Arthropoda, Insecta, Lepidoptera, Noctuidae. The record is from RefSeq and is a predicted model, not a curated record. Gene Ontology annotation, cellular component: endoplasmic reticulum membrane.